Messenger RNA from Centropristis striata (black sea bass), 2055 nucleotides. Its product is annotated as zona pellucida sperm-binding protein 4-like. The record is from RefSeq and is a predicted model, not a curated record. The transcript is spliced from 12 exons. Gene Ontology annotation, molecular function: structural constituent of egg coat; acrosin binding. Gene Ontology annotation, biological process: prevention of polyspermy; binding of sperm to zona pellucida. Lineage: Eukaryota; Metazoa; Chordata; Actinopteri; Perciformes; Serranidae. Gene Ontology annotation, cellular component: egg coat. Bases 31 to 1974 code for a protein of 647 amino acids.
GCAGCUGCAGGAGGGUAUUCACUUGGAUCCAUGGCUGGAGUCAGGGCUGAGCUGCUUCUGGCACUGGUGCUGCUGCUGACUGGGACUCUGCUGCUGGUUCCAGUACGGGGAUGGACCCACAUCAACGAAACUCAACUUAUAAGUUUAUUCGGCUCUGGCGUGUUGAGUCAAUCAGAGCUCGUUUCACCGGCCUUUGGACGGACAGAUGAUGGCAGUGACUCCGGAAGGGACCAGGGCAUUCCUGAAGAUGACAGCAGUGACUCUGGAAGGGAUGAGGGCAUUCCUGAAGAAGAAAUUCCAAAGGAAGAAACUUUUGAACCUGUAGGUGGGUCCCCCCUUGAAAACCUUGGCUGGGGCCGGGGAUUCCUGGGUGAAGAUGAUUUAUUUAAUCCUGACAAAUUUGAAGUUGACGCCCCUCCAAGAGGCUGGAUCACAAGUGAAGAUGGUGAACUCCCCGAGGAUUAUGUAGACCCCCCUCCAAGAGCCUGGGAAAGCAAUACUGAUGGUGGAUUCCAGGUGGAAUAUGUCGAGCCCCCUCCAAGAACCUGGAACGGCAAUACUGAUGGUGGAUUCCAGGUGGAAUAUAUAGAUAGCCCUUCAAAAUUAUGGGACAACGAUGCUGAUGAUGAAUUUGACAUGGAAAUUGUGGAGGCCCCUCCAAGGAGCUGGACCAGCCAUACCACUAGUUCUUCUGGGUUACAAGUGGCUUGUAGUGAAGCUGGCUUCAAGAUUACUCUGCCGGGUUCACUAAGUGACGUUAAAGUUUUGGGCACAAAGGAGCUGCUGCCGGUCAUGGAGGCUCGAGAGUCUUGUGGUUAUGAAGUGGACUCUUUGCGUAACACCUUGACCGUACCCUUCACUGGGUGCAAUGUGAAACAUACUGAUGGCUACAGCCUGCAGCUGUUGUAUGUUGAUGAGUUGGGACAGACUCAAGUUUCUACUGCAUCCUGUAAGGAAAGCCCCUCGUUGCUUCCUCGCACCCCCACCGGCAAACCUAAAUCAAAAUGUGACACAAUUUCAGCAAAGGCACAAAAUUGUGCUGUUGCAUCGGGAGAGCGGGUGCCUUGUGGUCAAACAGGAAUAUCUUCAAUAGAGUGUGAGAAGCUGGGAUGCUGUGUGGAUUCGUCUACCUGCUUCUAUCCACUUGAUGAGUGCACUGGUGAUCAACACUUUGUUUUCGCCGUUCGCCACGACGGCACACCCGCCCCUGUGGACCCCACCAAGCUCGUUAUUCCUGGGCAUCCAAACUGUAAACCAGCCAUUGUGAAUGCCCAGGUUGCCAUCUUUAAGUUCAAAGUUACAGAAUGUGGAGCUCGUGCUUAUGUAGUUGGUGAGACAAAAAUCUACCUGGCAGAAGUGCAGAGUGUUAUCCAGGCCCUGAACCUAAAGUAUGGUGCCAUUACAAGAAGUGAUCCACUGAGGUUCUUUGUUGAAUGCCGCUACAGCAAAUCAGGAGGCACUGCUCCUGGCACGUCACUGGCCAGUAUUGGCUACCUGGUCAAGACACCGACUUCAGUCUUGCCAUCGACAGUCAGCUACACCGGCUUAUAUGGCGUUGCACUGAAAAUUGCUACAGAUCAGACCUAUUCAACGUUCUUGGCUAAUGACCAUGCGCCCUUGUCACUGCUCCUGGGCAAGCCAGUGUAUCUUGAACUGCGCCUGAAGUCCCCAAAGCCAGAUGCAGUAGUUCUGGUCAAUUACUGUCUAGCUUACCCUCGCUCUGCAAAGAAUGCUCUUGUACUGGUUUAUGAAGGGUGUGCCAAUCCUUAUGAUCCAAGUGUGUCCGUCCUUCAAAUCAGUGGCGACCCGAAAGUUCGUAACAAGAGACGCUUCGUGGUCAAAGCUUUUCAGUUUAUGGAUCAAAAGACAAACAAGUACCUGAAUGAAGAGAUCUAUUUCAUGUGCUCUACAGAAGUUUGUAGGACAACAGAAAAAACUUGUCCUGAACGGUGCUUUGAUGGAAAUACACCAUAAGGAGUUCCAUCUGAAGAUGCUAAGAAAUGAAUAAUGACAUGAAAAAUAAACUUUUUAUACUGGAACAUGUUUGAUUUAAAA